AUGUCGAGCGUUUUCACUCCCGAGAUGCAGGCAAGAUUCCCCAUUGACUAUGGUGUGAGUUGCAAAGCGUGGGACAUGAAUGAUUGUGCAACCAACUAUCGGCCUGAUCAGCUCAGUACUGCGUGCUGUGCUAAUUGGUGCUAUGUGGACAAAGCAUGCUCCAGUGCAAUUCCCUCGUGGAACGAUGGUGUUGAAGGCCUUUUGUUUUGGUCAGAUGUGCAAUGCCCGGACGACAAUAUUCUUAUGUUUCAGUGUCCUUACAAGCCGGAGCCCAAUGUCUCGGCUGACACAAGGUGCGAUUGCUUGAAUACCACCGUUCCAAGCUACUGGCUAGCCUUCUAUGACCUCGAGGAAGUCCCCAACUACGGUCAGGAAUGUGCUCCACAUGACUUUGACAGUUGUCGAACAACAUUUCCAGGUGCUACACAUGAUAUGUGGUGCUGCGAGUCAUGGUGUUGGGUGAAUGAAUCCUGCCCAGCAGCCUACUCGUCCACCCUCUUUCUUGGAUAUUUCUGGACUGAUCAACACUGUCAGAAUAACGCAGAGGCAAUUUCUUCCUGUCCAUACAGUUCGGCGUGCGAAUGCCGUGGACAGUUACCCUCCGGCACCUUCAGUGGCACGAACUUUGCAGACACUUACGGCAGCUCCUGCAGCGCCUGGGAUGCCGUUGAAUGCAAGGCGGUUUGGGGAAGUGAUGCUGACAGUGGUUGGAAUGCGUCGGCCGAUCAUGAAUGGUGCUGUGAUUCCUGGUGCUACGUGAACGAAUCGUGCCCCAUUGCCAAGAAGUCCUGGCUGGAUCAUUUGGGAAUUUACUUCAGCUAUGAGACAUGUGAUGAUCCUCCGUUGGAGUAUAAUGAAGCCGACGAUACAUGUGACGCUGCUGCUCGGCGUCUUUCCGGACGCCGGCGAAGUGGCGGUUUCAGCUCUAGAUCUCGGAGAUACAGUUCCUCGUCUUCUUCGUCAUCCUCUUGGUCCUCAAGGAGGCGUUCACCUCCAGCUCCUCCCACCAGCGCCCGGCGACGCUCCUUUUCACAGCCAAGUUACCCUCGCCGCAGGUCUCAGGUCCAACUGGCGCCGCGGCGCCGCGCCACGAGUGUGGCGGCCGUUUAUUCCAGCGCGGCCCGGCGCCGGAGCUCCGUGACCUCUCCACGGCGGCGUGUCCAAACAAGCAACACUGACCUACGAAGGAGGCGGACCACCCCCGAGGUGGCCUAUGGCUAUACAGGAAGAAAUGAUUUAAUGCAUACACACAACGGAUAUUUGCCAUACUCCACAAACUAUGGCUACACCAGCUACAACUCUAUUCCUCCAAACUAUCGUGCCACUGUUUCAAUGUACAAUGGCGGAUCCUCCACGGGAAGCUUCGCCUCUGGUGCAUUUGUUGGUGCAGGCUCCAUGUACGCGUACAACAGCAUCUAUGGUGAUUCCAUGCAUCGACGACGCCGCACGACUGGAUGGGAAGAUGCCAUCUAUUGCAUCGUCUUGGCGGAAGGUGCCAACCACGGAGCCUUCAUGGAGUGCGGAAAUUGCUAUUACUACUAUGGUUAUGCUGAUUGCACGAAAGCAAAUUCAUGCAAUUCCGCGCUGGGAUGCAAGUAUACCACGAGUCAAAGCUAUACGCGGGAUGAUCUCUCAUCGACGGGCUUUGUGCCAGCACACUGGACGCCUCCAUUCAACGUGACCAUCCUUGAGAUUUCUGGUCCAGGCAUCAACACAGAUCCUUUGUCUGGGUCUACUUGCCCUCCUGUUACUGCGGCGCAGGCUGAGUACAUGGAACAAUUCAACAAGACGAUGUCCUUCAAGCCAGAACUCUUUUUGGUCUUGAACAAGCAGCAGGUUCCGUUGGAGCCAAGUGCCGUGGAAUGGUGUCAGGCCAACAAUCCCAAUAACAUUACCAAAGAGGACUUUGCCCGAGGAAUUCCUGCUGGCCCUGCAUGGAGCUUACGCGAAUCUCAGCAUGUUCAGUGGAAAGGCACAGAGGCUUCUCAUGCUGGCCUCACUGCAGACGAUGCUUGCUUUGGAAGUGAGACAGGCGCCUGUGGGCUUCAUGCGUUGCAAGUUGGAUUGCAGACCAUCAGCCCUAAGAGCGAUCGGGAGAAAGUCAUCACGAUCGGUCUGAGUGGUGAACCCCAGAGCCAUAUGCAGAUGGUGAUGGAACCUGACCGCCAAACAUUCGACUUCCGGCACUUCCACCCAUUACACCUGGGCCACAUGGCUCGGAAGGUCUUUCAUGAUGCUCUCCACUGGCAACCACUGAAAGGACUUUCAGGAUUCUAUCAAGUGGGUGCGUUCAGCCAGGUGCCUUUGGAUGCGCUGGUUGUGGCUAAAACCUAUCCUCAGCCAGAGAACAUGACCAUCGACGCCUGGCUUCGAGAUGUGUGGGCACAAACCCUGGCUGCAAGUCCAAAAAUGCGGGCAGAAGAGAGUUAUAGGCAGAAGGUCCUGAUCAUGGGAUUCAUCGCCCUCACGAUUUUGCCAUUGCUGGUGGUGCAGAUUGAGCGGCGUUCCAAAGCUUCACAGCCUUUUGAGACUAGACCUCAAACCAGCAUGAAGAUCACCCAGAAGGAGCUGGAGGAACACUGCACGACUUCUUCAUUGUGGGUUUCCAUUGGUGGUGUUGUCUGUGACGUCACAGACUUCCUGAUGCUUCACCCGGGCGGAAACGAGGUCCUCUUGCAGUAUGGCGGGCAGGAAGCCGCAGAAGCCUUUGAAGAGGUUGGCCACUCCGACUUCGCUCGACAGAUGGUUCAAGAGAAGGCCAUUGGAGUGCUGGUUGAUGGCAAUUCCUCUUUGCGAAGUGGUGCUGGGACAUCUUUGCUGGGUCGGCUGUUCACCAAAGAGGAUGGCUUCAACAUCCACAAAACGCUGGGCAUCAGCGUCCUUGUGCACGUGCUUUAUAGGGCCUAUGCCCAGCUGGCGAGAAUUCCGGACGCAGGCUUUACCAGCGGGUAUGGCUCACUUGCACUUUGUUGGUUAAGUAUUGCGCUACAGUCGACGUCCUACUUCUUCGAGGUGCCGCGUGCACGUUUGUUGGGCAGCCCAAUGAUUUGGCAAGAAUGGCGAGCACACAAUUUCAUUUUUGUGUCAAGGCAUGUUGCCGCCUUUACUAUUUGCUGGGCCUAUUUGCGCUGGGUAAAUACGAGCAAUCAGAUCGCUUCAACGAUGCUAGAUUUCUCAAUGUUUGCAGUGCUCUAUAUUCAGCUUUAUUCGGUGGACGUGGUCACUGCAUACAUCCGAGAGGACAAACAUACAUCAUUGACAGCAAGUUGGCCAUUCUGGGAUGGCUGCCCGAUUUGGCUGGAAAAGACCAUUAAGUGGUACUACACCAUCGCUCAAUUUCAGGCAAGCACCCUUUUGAUCAUGACUGGCAAUGACCUGUUCGGCAAGUACAUGGUGAUUUUCCCCUUCCAGUUUGCUUCCUUUCUGAUGACCUUGGUCAGAAAGGGCAUCAUCACCACCAAAGGAUUUCACGCUGGGUAUCUUUGGAGCUUGUGGAUGGUGGUUUGGCUGAUUCUAGAUGCUGAUUGGAGAACGACCAUCGGAUCUUGGCUCCUGUGGAUUCUGCUCUACUUCUUCCGCUCCAAUGGCCUAUCAAAGUAUGCACUGUGGUUGGGACCUUUUGUCCCGAAGAUCCUGAUCUAUGUUGAGGUUUUGCCUGACAUAGACGUCUUGCAAUUUCCAGUCAUGUUGAUCACCUGGUUGGUUUGCAUCACCAUCCAAAAGAUUUGCAUGGGCUUCAUGACGGAGACUCGGGCUCGACGCUUCUUAGAAGCCCGCCGGAAGCCUUUGAAGCUGGUGGCCAAGGAGAAGGUCAAUGAUGCGUUCUUCUUGCUGAAGUUUGAGAUCCCGGCUGGCUAUACGGCUGGGAUUAAUCCUGGACAACACGUAAAAGUCCAUGUGGAGAACAUUUCCAAGAACGCGCAAACAUGGAACAAGUCUGUGAACUUGGAGGAACCCGUCGAAGAGCUGAGUCGAUCCUACACUCCAGUGUCUGCAUCGACAUCCCCGACCAUGGAUCUCAUGAUUCGCCAAUACCCGAAGGAACCUGAUCGAGGCUUCCCUGAUGGAGGCCGUGCGAGCACUUUCUUGAUCGAGAAGCUGGACAUUGGGCAGAAGAUGUUCCUGACUGGCCCUCACGGACACCAGCUCUACUUUGGGCAGGGUCGCUUUUUGGUGGGCAAGAGCGUGAUCACGGCACGAGCUUGUGGUGCCAUUGCUGGCGGCUCUGGCAUUACGCCGGUGCUGAGCACGUUGCGGGAUAUUUGGCAGGAGGGUCGGCGUGAUAUCCGUGAUCGAGAUCAAAGAAUCAUGGGGGAGCAAGCAGUGAGGAUGGACGAGUUUGCCGUGCUCCAUGUGACUCGCAAAGCAUCAGAAGCAUUGCCAGCAUCAUGGUAUCAAUCAGCAAAGGGCGCCACAGAUGCGACACCCAUUCGGGUCUCGCAUGUGGUGACUGGAGACGGUGCCAAGGCAGAAGUUGCAGGAGUGAAGAAGUGCUGGUCUGGCAAGUUGACUGUGGAGAUGGUUCAGCAGUCGCUGCCAGCUCCGGCAGAUGAUGUGGUGAUUUUUGUUUGUGGUCCACAGGGCUUCAAUGAAUCGUUGUGCCGACCAAUGCUGCAAAAGCUUGGCUAUUUGCAUGUAGUGAUGCUCCAAUGA
Messenger RNA from Durusdinium trenchii, 4653 nucleotides. Lineage: Eukaryota; Dinophyceae; Suessiales; Symbiodiniaceae. The record is from the annotation of a GenBank genome assembly.